AUGGCAUCAGGGGAGGAUGUCAACACCUCCCUGACAGAGGGGAGGAAUGUCCCAUUGGACAUAGACGAUGUGCACAUGCUCCUGCAAGUGGAACAGGAGCAGAUUCAGAAGAGGACAUUCACAAACUGGAUCAAUGCUCAGCUCUCUAAGCACUCACUAAGAGUUUGUGUUUGUCAAAAGAGCUCCCCCUCCAGGGUGGAGAACCUGUUUGUCGAUCUGCGUGAUGGCGUGCGACUCCUUGACCUGCUGGAGGUGAUGAGUGGCCAGCGCCUAAAAAGAGAGAAAGGCCGUGGACUCUUCCAGCAGAGAGGCAACAUUGAGACGGCUUUGAACUUUUUGAGGAGCAAAUCGAUCAAACUGGUGAAUAUCAAUAUUCCUGAUGUCAUUGAGGGAAAGCCAUCCAUUAUCCUUGGCCUAAUAUGGACCAUUAUCCUGCACUGUCAUAUAGAGGAGCUGGCCAACACUCUUUCCUACAGCUCUCGACACUCUUCCCUGGAGUCUUUAUCCAGCCUGGACUCUGACUCUGGCGCUGGAACACCUUUACGAGGCAGCCCUGUCCCGUGCCGAGCUUCUCCCCUACAUCACCGCUUCCGGCUCUCCGCCAAGAAGGCUCUGCUCCUGUGGGUCAGGGACCAGUGCAAGAAGGUUGGCUGCUCCAUUAGUAUAAAGGACUUUAAAACCAGCUGGAGGAGUGGAGUGGCAUUCUUGGCCAUUUUGUGUUCCCUGAGACCAGACUUGGUGGAUCUUUCCCUGGCACAGACCAGGACUAAUCUGCAGAACCUGGAACACGCAUUCUGCAUUGCAGAGCAAGAACUGGGCAUUCCCAGACUGCUUGAGCCUGAAGACAUUGACAUCCGUAACCCUGAUGAGAAGUCCAUCAUGACCUAUGUGGCUCAGUUUCUACAGUAUUCCAAUGACCUGCCCACACCAGACGAUGACCUAGAGGGAUCACCUAGUCAGAAGGCCCGAGAGAUGACCAACUGGCUGCAGAGAGCCUAUGAGCAGCUGCAGGAGGCCUGGGACUCAACCGAGAGAGCAGGAUAUUCAGAGAGGUACCAGGCAUUCCAGACAUUUGUGGCAUGGUACUGUGAGCAGAGACGACCAGUGCUGCCCAUGCUGAGUGCUAUGAAGCACAGUGCUAAACUCAGUGAGGAGCAGUGCACCCUUAGAAAGGCCUGGGACAAAAUGGAGGAGAAGCUGAAACAAUGCAGGGUAGAUCUGGAUGUGAAUAUGCCCACACCACUGGACACACUGGGCCUAUGGCUACAGAAGAUGGAGGUGGUGCUCUCUGAGGAGGAUGGAGACCUACACGACCAUGCCCGUGCUGCCAGAGAUGCCAGGGACAAACAUGAGCAACUCAAGGUCCUCCUGACAGAUAUGAGCUGCCACUUGAACACCCUUCACACUUUUAGUAACACAGACGAAGACGGCUGCGCACUUCUGCCUCAGGAUAAACUGGAUGAGGUAAAGAGACGUUUCACAAACGCUCGAGUCAUGGCCAAGUACCACGGUAUCCGGCUGGAGUACCGUGAGCAAUGGCACAUUGUCUAUGACCUGCUGGGCUGCCUCAAAGCCAAACUGAACACAUGGAAAGGACCGUACAGCUCCCAAGAGUCUGUGAGCUGCCUGCUUCAGGACUGGCAGGACACAGUGGAAAGGCAGGGCCUGAUCUCCACGUUGAAAGCAGAGCUUAAUAAGUUAAAGGAGACAGCCACCAUGUGCACCAGCAAGGCAGCCCUGGCUGAGGACUCAGGUCGGGUGAACAGACAGGUGAAGGAAGCAGAGAGUGAGGUAACUCUGAAUUCAGAGGCGGCAGAAGCAGUGAAAGACACCCUGGGCCGUGUGCUAUUAACCUGGGAGUCGUACAAAGACUGUUUACACCUGCUUCAGGUGUGGCUUGGACAGCAGAGCCAGACCCAACCCUCAACCACUCAGACAGAGGAGGUGUCCUCAGAUCUGUCUAAGUGGAGGUCCCAUCAUGCUCAGCUGAAUGAGGCAGGGACCUACCUGAUUGAUCUGACUGAGUGCUCCACCAGCUACGCCCUGGCGGAGGAAUUGAGUCGCCUCAAUAUGCAAUGGGCUGAUUUCAUCAAGAAGACAAAAUUUUCAGUGGUCUCUCAGGCUCCCAGCGUUACACCCGGAGCACAGGCUCCUCAGAUCCUGGUGCAGGAGGCAGGCUUUCUGCUCCGGGAACCAGUGGAGGUGAACUCUGGAACGUUACGUUCAUUCAGAAAGAGAGUUCAGGGCAUGAUAAAGAAGAUGUCAGAGCUGGAUUUGGAUUCUGUCACUGCAUCUCCAGACUGCUCUGAGGAGAUGCUACAGAAACUGAAACAAACCCUUCCAGAGGUCAGGCAGUCUCUAAGUACUGCCGAGCAGGCAUGUGAAUGCCUGCAGAAAGGUGCGUCUUUGCUGGAGGGCCGGGUGGCUGAACUGAGUCACUGGACCACAGAGGCCCUGGACGUCUGUGAACACCUUAAGGAGCGGGAGCAGAGGAGACUCCAUGGGCCACACCCUAGGGCCAAAGGGCUGAUCUCCAGAGGCCUGCAGCUGGAGGGACAGCUGGUGACUGAGGGGCAGGACAUCCAGGCUCUGCUAGAGUCAGUACAGAAAAGCUCUUCCCUCCCCUUUCUCAGUGCAUCUGCACUUCAGAAGAGAGUCAAAGAGGCUGUCCGACAGUCACAGGAGGCCGUAGAGACACUGAGCCGUUUGGGAGUAAAGUGGCAGGGGAACGUUAAUACUGACCAAUCUCCCCCAAAUGUCACAGCUGGUGCAAUCAGUCAGCCAGAACCACAAACCAAAACCUUCCAGCAGUACCAGCCCCAUGCCUCUCCUAAAGGAGCAUCUCAGAUAUCUCCAAAGCCUACAGCUCAACCUCCGCUCCGCACCACAAGCCAACAAAAGAAGAGUCCAGGACCAGCAAAAAUUCCUCUGCAUACACCAUCUCACACCCACACUCAAGCCAAGUUACUCACACAGACUGGCCCGCCAGCACAGGCUCAGUCUAACACACCACAAAGUGCCGUUCAGCAAGGACAGACACAGCCUAAAAGCUUCGCUCCCCAAACAAGCCUUAAGCAGAGAGGCCAAACCAAGACCCGAAACCCUCCUCCAGCCCCAGGCCAGCAGGAGGUGUAUGCUCGAGCCCAGGCACUUGCCAGGAGCCGUCUGGAGAAGGCAAAACAACACCUCCAGGGGCACAUACAGGGGGCCAUCACUGUGUUCAGCAGCAGAGCCAUAUCUGAAGAACAAGCUAGGAGAAUGCAGGAGACAUUGAAGAUGUCUACAGGGUUAGAGGAGUUCUUGGAAUCUGUUGAGGGCCUGAGGGCAUUCUGCUCAGGGACCCAACUCAGAGACAUAGAACUGCUCUCCCUGUCUGUCAGGGCUCAGUGGGAGGCAGCAUGUUCAGCGAUAAAGGCCUUUUUGCCAGAUUUGCAGUCUGAGGUGAAACAAAGUCAGUCAGCUAACAUGGCUGUUUUGAGCUAUGAGGUUGACACUAAUACACAAAGCUUGACCUCUGACCUUGAUGUCAAGUCCAACGUACAGGUGGUCAUCAGGGCUGACAGCACAGAGACCAAACAGACACCUGAAAGGACCAUCAUCCAGACCACCUCCGGAGAGGAAGACGAACCCUCCCCACAGGAAGCCCAGAGAAGAUACAACACUGCCCGCAUAGUCUUCCAGCAGCAGCUGCAGGAGAACCGCCAGCGCCUAGACGAACAAUCUCCCAGUGUCACGACCCUCUCUCUGCACACCCAACUUCAGGAUCUACAGGCACUGAAACAUCAAACUGAGGCCCUGUGGUUUGAGUUUGAGCUCCAGUACUCCCAGUGUUUCCAGUUCAUGGAGGAUAGCUGUAGUUUGGAGUCAGACAGAGCAGAGCUCAUUCAGCAAUGGAGAGGCCAGAAUAUUUGUCUUCAGGCCCGGAUGAAGUCUCUGGAGGCUGCUGUUGGAUUAAUAGAUGCAUCAGACAUCCAGAUCUCACAGAUCUCAGAGCAACUGAAUAACCUCGCUCAGAAACCCUUGGACAUCACAGGCUUUUCUCUGACUGAUCCCACAUCUGUCCAUGCAGACAUCAAGCUCCUGAAUGAGAGAAUUCAGAGAGAGCAGGCGCAUCUAUUUGAGUCCAGCUGUGAAACAGAUGAUCCUGGUGUUCUGAAGAAUGAGACUGAAGUCCAGAGCCAUCUGCCAAUACAACAUGCAGUCCAGUGCUGCAAACAGCGCCUCGACCAGCUGAGGGAACGUCAUAAACAGACGGAGUCUGCCUUGAAUGUUCUGGAACAGUUCCUCUCCCAUUUACAGCAGGUGGAUGGGGAGCUCUCCACAGCUGUGUCUUCCCACAGCACAUCCCAGGCCUUACAGGUGGCAUCUGUCCGGCAGAGACUGCACAGGGCUGGGGAAGAGGCUGCGAUGCUGGAUAACUUGCUGGUAGAGGCAGGGUUGAAACUGGCUCUGGAUGGGAAACCAGUCAGUUGUCAGGACAUGAUGUCAAUCUUGGCCAAACGUCUUGAGGAGGCAGAAACCCGUUUGAUAUCAGGAAAGAAGGAAAUGGAGAAAGGAGUCCAAGGGAGAGAGGAGGAUGAAAGGAGGGAACGGGCAAUAGCAAGGAAGAGGAGAGCUUUGCAGUUUGGUAUUAGGGAGGUGCUAACAGCUCUUGAGAAGCAAGACCUCAAGGAAUCCACAUUGCCAGCCUUGCAACAUAGGUUGCGCUUUCUGACAGACAUGGAGAGUAAACUGGCGGCAUUGCACUCUGAGCUGCAGAGUCUGCAGGAUGCGUCUGCGCAGACAAGCCACUCAGAUUCAAGUAUCAGACAGCUUGAAACACAGUGGGAGGAGACACACCGAGCAGUCGCUGAAAGUCGUGAACAGUGUGUGUCUCUGAUUGAGCUGCUGAAGAUGUUUCAGAGCUGUCGCAGUCAUCUAGGAGGCAUUAUGCAGAAAGCUGAGCAGACGAUCAGUGAGCAGUCCUCCUACAUGGGGAAAGACAACCUGCAGCGACUCCUCACUAGGGUCACUGGAAUAAAGUCAGAGUUAAGCGAUCUCGGGGAUGGUGUGGAGGAGUUUCGAGGCGUGUGUAGGCAGCUCCAGUCUCAGAUGAGGAAGAUUUCAGACUGUGCUGAUGCUCCAUUCGAGAACGAGGCUGAUGCCCUUAUGGAUCGUUGGCUUGAUAUCACUGAGAGAACUGACAGUUACCUGGACAACCUUAAGAUUGGCCUGGCAUUGUGGGACAAGCUUCUGGUACUGGCUGGGGAGAUAGAGACCUGGACUACCUACAAGCUGAAGGCAUUUGCACAGACCUGCCCAUUCGAGACUGAGCUAGAGGUCACUGCCAUGCAGGAGGAGCUGAAAGCCCAAGAGGACAGUGUAGAACGUUUCCAUAGCAGGGCGGCUGAGAUCCAAGAGCUGCUCCAGAGCAGGGAACCCCCUCUGGAGUUACAGGUAAUUGAAAGUCAGCUGAGAAAGAGGAUGGGAGAGGUCAAGGAGCUCUUUUUGGAAACCUCUGAAGUGUUCAGGGAUAUAUUGGCAGCCAAGACACAGGUGGCAGCCAAGAUGGCAGAGUGUCUGUCCUCUCUACAGACAAUCCAGGAUUCACUCAGAGCUCUCUCUGCCUCUGACAGACCACAGCUUCUCCAAAAAAUCCAGAGUUUGUCUGUGGAGCUACAGACACAGGUAGAGCAGGCAGAUGCUGUGCUGCAGCAAGUGGUUCUCCUGGCCAGUGUUGCAGGUCCAGAGAACCUACAAGGUCUGGCCAAAGACAGCACUUGCCUGCAAGAAUGCAUCUCUACAACUCGACAGCUGAUAGAGCAGAAAAAAGAGCUUGCAGAGACUCUUAGUGAACCAGCGCAAGGACGAGAUACUGUACCCAGAGAGUUUCAGGAGCCUCAGUCCAAUGAUCCUUCACUGGGGAAGACCAAAGAAAACCAGGCACCAAAAGCCACAAUCAAAAUCACUCGAGACCGCUCAAGAACCCAAGAUCCCCUACACAAGAAAAGUGAAGAUUUUCAGGCUGUACACCCCCCACUGAAAAAGACUAAAGAACUUCAAUGUUCCCCCCUAAAACAAAAUAAAGAUCAGGAGGUCCGAGACCCCCUACUCAAGAAAAAUAAUGAACAGAUCAGAGAUCCCCAACUCAAGCAGAGUGAAGAAGUAAGGAGUGAAACUGUCAGAUUCAAGAAGACUAACGAAUUUCAGUCCAAAGAUUCCACAGCUGAAGAGGGUCUUGUUCUUCAGUGCCAAAACCCCUUGUUGAAGGAGACUAAAGAAAUCCAAGCUCAAGAUCCUAAACUGAAGGCGAUUCACCCUCUUCAGACUCAGCCACCCUGUCCUCCAAAAGCACAAGACAAGGGACUUGAGGAAACACCAGGUCCUCACCAAGAGGACUUGCUCAGGGAGACAGAGGACUUUCAACAGCUGACACAGACUGUCAGGGAUUGGGUCAGAGUAUUGCAGAUAAAGAUUGAUCCACUGGGCACUGGAACCUGUGGCAGUCUAGCCCAAACUGAGGAGAAACUGCAGGCAGCUCUGCAGGCUGUGUUGGAUGAGAAGAUGGAGGGAAACAGCAGACUAGAGGAGCUCAAGGUCAAAGGACAGAGACUUCUUGUGAGAACAGGACUGGAGGGGAAAUUCAGACAGGAAAUCCUGCACAGCCUCAGGGACACAGCAGAACAGUGGAACAUGCUCCUGCAGUAUGCAGAUCAGCAGUACAGAUUCAUGCAGGGAGUAGUGGAGCGAGCAUCUGCUUACCAGUUACAGAGGCAACAAGCCCAGACCAGGCUGGAACAGCUGCAAUCUCAGGUAGCAGAGCUGCCUGUCCUCUUCCCCUGGCCUGGUCUGACUGAGAGACAGAGAGCUGUGGAACAGGCCCGGAGCCUCCUGGAACGAGUGCAGUCCCUGGCACCAGCCCUUUCUGCUCUGCAUGCUCAGAGCAAAGAACUGACCCAGCUGACUAAGGACCCCAGCUGGACUGAUGAAUCCUUGACUAAACUGGAGAACUCUGCCUCUGCCUUGGUCAAACAGCUCAACGAGGUGUGUUGCAACCUGGAUCAAAGUGUUCAGGGAGAAAAACAUUGUGCAAACCAACUUCAGCAUUGUAGUAACACAAUGGACUCACUGCAAAAGAGGACACAGGAAACAGCCGAACACAUGUGCGACCUGGAGUCAAAAUUACAGAAUCUUAAGGCAUUACAGCAGGCUAUUGACCAGAAGGGCAGGGACCUACAGGAAGUGCAAGCUCUUACUGCUGCCUUGCUGCACACCUGCACCACAGAGGGCCAAACUACCCUUUCCAACAAUGUCCAGAGUCUACAGAAACAAAGGAUAGCUCUGGAAAUGACACUUCACAAACAUCUUAGCUGUUUGGAGAAUCAGAGGAUCAGCAGAAAGAGCUCUGAACAUGCUGUUGAAGAGGCUCUCCAGGCCCUGCAGCAGUGGAGCCAGGCCCAACAAAGAGAGUCCCAGUCCCCCCCAGAUACCAUCCACCUUAUCCAGGUGACUUUAGAAAGGGGACAAAAACUUCAUCAUACACUACAGGAGGCACUGUCACACUGGAAAGUCCUGCAAGGUGUUGCUGGACAGGAGCUGAUGGGGACAUUGGAGAGGGACAGCUUAAAAACCCUUAGUGACAGUGCCUCUCAUCUGUCUGACCUCGCACAGUGUCUGAAGGAAGAUAUGGCCAACGCCACACAGAUGAAGACUGUAGACGGAAGACCAGCAGUCUCUAUAGACAGCACACAGGGAAAUACAGUGCAUCUCAAAGAAUCAUUUAUUACUGAAACUGAACACAUGGAGGCAGCAGAUGCCAUACAGAGUGAAGCUACAGACCCAGAGCAGGCAGAGAGCACAGUUAGAGAAGAGGAGGCCUUGAUGGACAGUGGAAAAUUGAGUGCAACAUGCACAAUACAAGCGAACACCAGACCUCAAGAAACGGCAGAUGUCCAAGCUACAAAGGCCACAGAGAAAGAGGCCGUGAAACUAACAGCAACAAGUGUUUCACUGGCAGAGGGGCCUAAAUCAAAGUCACACAUCCCUACCCAACUGCCCGGCAAGAAGAAUGUUAGUGCCCACGUUGUAGCAGAGAUGAAUACGGGAAAGGAUGAGGAUGACCUGGACAGUGUUCAGUGCUCACAGCCAAUGGAAAUGCACGGAGCCAAAAAGGAUUUACACGUCAGGAACAAAGCUGCCCGGAGCAAAGACUCAUUUGCUGGCGCCUGGGAGAAGGAGAGUCAAAUGGACCAGCUGUCUGGAACAUCUCAGCUGAGAGCAGUGGUGGAUAUUAUUACUGAUAUUCAGCCUCUCUUGAAGACUAAUGACAACACUAUGAUGAAAGGUCUGCCUUUGGGGGAUGCUUGGUACUUAGAGCCCUUACCCACAGAAGCAGGGGCUCAGCUGACCCGAACGGUUCUGAGAGUUCUGAGUUGUAGAUACCAUCCAGCACAGAUUAACCCUGUUCUUAUGACCCAGCAGCUGCAGGAGGCUCAGUGCCUCAGACAGUUGGUCAUGGAGCAAGUAAGUGCUCUGUCCCAGCAUGAUGCUUCCAAGUACCCCAGCUCAACAGCAAGCCAGUGCUUGGAGGGACGAUGGAGUGCAGCUUUGCUGGAUGCCUCUGCCACCGUGCAGAUUAAAGAAGCUCAGCUUCAGCAGGUUACACAGUAUCAACAAGAAACACAGACCAUCAGAGACACCUUACAGAGUCUUGAGAUUGAGCUGGAAACACUGAACCUGGACUCAUUGGGAAGCAGUGCCCUGCAAUGUGAAAAACUGCAGGCAUUCCUAAAGAGUAUGGAGCAGAUGAGGAGCUUGUUUGGAGAACUAUACCAGAUAUCCUCUCAGGUUACUGCUCAUAUCAGUGAGACUGAGGGUCCUGUGGCACUUAUUGUUCAAGUGCAUGACUUGCAGGAGAGGUGGCGGGUUUUGAAGAGGACUGCAGACAAAGCCCUGAGGCAUACCUCCAUCUGUACCACAGAAAUGUCUGCAUUGGUGCAGGAGGCUAAAGAAUUGCAGGAAAAACUACAGACUAUGCAGAAGUUGAUCACUCCUUCACACUCACCUCAGACACCUAUGGACAGCCAAGCUGUCAUAAAACUGACUGUGGCUACUUCUGACCUUGUAGUUGCUAAUGAGUAUUACCAGCACUUACUUAGGGUUUCUCAGGUGCUUAAACAGGGUCCUUUGGGGAAGAAGGAGUUGGAUGAUGUGGAGCAUGUCCUUCAGAAUGUGAAGUCUGAGCUGGAUCUUUCUCAAGAGAUGCUCUCUGUACAUACGCCUGACACUAGUGAUCAGUUGCCUACUGAGAUCCUCAAAGUGAUGCAAGAUUAUUUAACAUGGGCCGAACAAACGGAGAGCAAGAUCGGGAGGAGAAGAAAAUUAGCGCUCUUCCCUGAGGAAGCUAGACAUCAAGUUAAUGAAAUGAAGAAAUUGCAGUCAGAAAUUUCAAACAGACAGUCCAAAUUUACUUGUGCUGUUAAGGAAUUUAGAGAAAAAAUUGUAGGUCUCAGUGAGAGGGAUACAUCCAUAAUGCUGUCCUUGGAAAGUACUUUAGAGAACCUACACAGAAAGAUCGCAGAGAACUGUUCCUUUGCUGUGGCUGAAAUGGACGUAAUGUUACAUGUGAGAGAGAAGAUAUGGGCACAGAUUGCCAAGGCUACCUCUUGGCUUAUGUCACAUUUUGAAAAAGAGUACAACAAAGAUAAGGUUUCUGAGCUUGUAAACACAGCUCCAGACUUGAAGAUGCAGCUUCAAAAACAUAAAGCAACCUUGAAAGCAGCAGACAGACAAGCAACAGUCGUUGAGACUCUCCUGGACGAGGUCAAAGAUGUGGCUCUGGGGCUUAGCAUAACAGAGGGCUGCCAUUUAAUCAACAGGCUUAUAGCAUUGCAAGCAGAAGUCACUGAUGUUGUAAGCCAUGAAAGAUCUGUGUGUUGGGAGCUUGAGGAACUUCUGCACAUUCACGAAACUUCUGUUAAGGAGCGUGCUGCUGUCCGUAAGAGCCUGCAGCAGAUCUCAACAGAAAUUGAGAGGCAGAGGUAUCCAGUGACACGGGAAUCCCUAUCUACAAUUGAACCUCUGAGGCACAUGUUGAUGGAGCACCAGUGUCAUGUGCAGGAGAUUCAGUGCUGCCCGGAGUCCCAGAGGAGAGAGCUACUAAACAUUAUCUAUGAUUUACAGAAUAAAACAAGGCUGCUUGACCUCCAGGCCAAACAAUACGAGAUGUAUCUGAGCUGCAGGCACCGUAUGGAGAACUCUAGAGAUGUGGUGAAGGACAUGGUACCACUAGUCACAAAUUCAAGUGUAGAUCUGGCCAAACGACUCAGGCUUUGCCUGGCUCUCCUGGCGGAAUUUCCUCUUGUAAAGACUUUGUGCCAGGAGACGGCUGACAAGCUGGAGGUCAUCUCUCAAAACUUUUUCCCAUCUCAACUUAGUGCAGAAAGGAAUAAGAUGCAUCAGACACUGCAAAGCUUGGCUUCCUGGGAGCUCACUCUUGGCAGAGAGAUUAAAAAUCUGGAGCGGAUUUUAGUUGGACACCUCAGCCACCCAGUGGACCAUACUGCAAUGUUCCACUGCUUCAGCAGGGUCAGACAGGAGCUACACCACCCUGUCUGUUUAGAUCCCGAUGAUAAUGCCAUCGACACAGAACUACGAAAGCGUUGGGCACUUCGGAGGACUUUGGAAUCUGGGUUACGGAUAUUAGAAGCCUGUGAGGAUGACACAGCGACUGAAAGCUACAGGGAAACCAUUGAUCUUGGAAAGAGAACUCUACAGGACUGCACUAAACUCACGGUAAUCUCUUUGCUUCAUGCUCAGGAGGCCCUGAGUGAAUAUUAUUGGACUGUGCAUGGAGUUGCAAGGUUUCUUCAACAGGCAGAAUCCAGUCUCCUGAAUUCCUCCACCAACUUCAAGGACUGUAUGAAGGAGAAACAACACACUCAACAGUCUUUGGGCAGUUUGGUUGAAGGUUUUCAGGCUCACAUGACUGAAAUCUGGACUAGAGUCCCUCCGCUAAUGUGCCUCUCCAUCCCCCAAACUGAACAACUCCACAUUCAGAUUCUAAGCCACCUUCUGGUGGCGAAUGCCACUCUAGAGGCCCAGGCUCAGAUGAAACUGGACACCUUACAUAGGAGCAUCAAGGAACAGGACAUUCACGAAAAGGAACACAAGGAAAUAAACCAGAUAUUUAGGAACACUGAGUCUAAACUCUCAGCAAUUCUCUCUCAGAAAUCAACUUCUUCAGGGGACUGCACAGACCUGCUUCAGAGAGCUAUGGGUCUCCAGAGGGAGCUCCAGACCAUGUCAGGGAGACUAGAAAAGUUGAGAGAGAGUUGCCCAGGGCAGGGCUGCAGUGUGCCUGUGGAGCUGACACUUGAUCAUCUAUGGAGACGUUGGGCCAUGUUGCUGAGAAGAGUCAGUGCCCUAAAAUCCAGACUGACACACAGAGAAGAAGAAUGGAGGGACAUCACUGUGAAAAUGGAGAGAUCCAGUAUGACUCUUGACAGACUGUAUAGUGAACUCUCUGACCAGUCUGUUGAGAACAAAUCCAUGGAGGAGCUUCAGAAUAUUCUGACCCAAACAGAACAUCUCCUUGAUGGCACUGACCAAGAGAGCAGUUUCCUGGCCUCUUUACAGCUCAGCAUAUCAAGGCUGCAAGGCGUUUCUUCACCUCAGGACCUUAAAACACCCACCCAAAUCUGUUUGGAGUGGCGAUCUCUGCAGAGUCGCUGCAAGAGUCUAAGGGAGCAGGGAAUGAUUGUCCGUCGGGCAACGAUGGCUGAGAUCCAGGAGCGUGGUCAUGUUCUGGAAGAACUGGAGACAGUUAGGCAGGAUAUCGUCAACGUGCUUUUGCUCCUACAAACCCAGACUGAAUCUCAGCACCUCCAGGAAGUGCAAAUGGAGUUGGACUCUCAGAAGGCCAGAAUGCAGGACAUCUUGAGCAGAGUGAGGACCAGACAUGCCCAGUUGCCACCAGACAUUGAGAAAGUACAGCAGGAAAUCAUCCAUUCACUACAGAAAGCUUUGGAACAGAGUGAUUCCCUCUACAGACUAAGUGAACAAGUGAGAGAGGUGACUGUGGGGUUAGGAUGGGUGCAGACUUUGCUACAGCAGAAAAACCACAGUUUCCAUGAGGCAGAAAGGAACCUGAAGUGUGCUUGGGAUAAGCUGGAUCUUUGGCAUUCACGGAUCGCAGUGCUGGAAUCACAGGUCCAGGAGCUUGCCGAGGAGAAACCAGAGAAGGCUCAUGAGCUUAUGGAUGAGCUUAUGGAACCACUACGGCUUUACCAAACAGUGGCCCAACAGGCAGAGCAGAGAACCACCCUCAUCAGCAAAAUCCCUGCCUGUCUUCAAGAGUAUGAGGAUGUGCUCAAGAGCUCCACCUGUUGGCUGUCAGAAGCUGAGUCCUGGCUCAACACCCCUGGCACUUACACCUCACCAAAAUGUCUCCACUCCCAUGCCAACUCUUUUCAGGUUGUUCUGGAUGAAGCGAAGAGAAUCCAGACUGCUCUGGAAGCAUUUGUACCCAUUCUGGAAGAGAUCUCUCCUGUGUGCGACACUGCCUCUCAAGAACAACAGCUGCACGAAGCUCUAAAGCACAUCACACACCUGCAGGAAAGCAUCAUAGAACCUCUCAGCCAGCUCCAACAUGCAGCAGCUGAGAUGGAUGCCAUUGAAACAGAGGUGAAGGCUAUGGAGAAGAAUGUGUCAAAGAUCAGAGCGAUUCUGUCCAGCAUGGACACGGAUACCAUAUAUCCUGAGGAACAUCUCCAGCACCGACAGGUGAUCUUGGAGAACAUCCAGUCCAUGAAAAGGACCAUUGCAGAAAUUGAGAACUGUCGGCCAGGUCUGGGAUUGCCCCCUGAAGCAGAAAAGACCCUUACAGCUUUCCUCAGGGCUGAGCAUCUUCUGCAGAACAUUCAAGAUCUUCAGCAGCUCACUGAGGAACAGAACUCUGCAUUGAGGCUACUUCUUGGCCAGACAGUGGAACAGAGGCAGCAGUGUGUCUCCCCCUCUGGUGUGACCACAGAGCACAGCUUAGCCCUGCUCUUCCAUGUAAACACAGAGCAGACCUCGAUGGCAACACCUAACUCAGAGGAGGGUGAUGAAUUUGAGGAAGAACAUGAAGACUGUCACUCGUCAUCCUCCGAGACUCUUACUGGCAGUGUUUCGGAGGCUGCAGAUUCAGGAGCCAAUGAAUUUGAAUCAGUCAAUGAAGAGGUUAGACCUUUACCUAAGGACACUGGAUUGGUAUCCAAGGAGACUGGGCCAGUAACCCAGGAGCUAAAGGCAGUGGCUAAAAAGGCUAUAACAGCCACUAAAGACAUCAGAUCAGAAACCAAGGAGACAGAGGCUCUAACCAAGGAACAUGGGUCCCCAACCAAGGACAAAUCUUCAAUAACCAUGGGAAAGGAGACAGAACCUCAGAUGGCGUCAACAGACCACAUAGAAGGAUCCAAUGAUAAGGUCAUAGUGGAGGACCAUACCGCACCCCCUGCUCAAGGUCACAAUCAUCAGAUGUUCUGUCCUGAGACCUCGUUGGAGCAGUCAGUUACCACCAUAUCAGCACCUACUUUAGUCUUUUCUCCUCUAGAUACUGAUAUUGUAUUGCAGAAAGACACAGCACUGGAGGUGCAGAGUGAGUUAAAGGAACAGAGGGAUCUCAUCAAGGCCAUUGCUCACCAUGGAAGCAGCUCUGACCUUGAACAAGAGGAGCAUUCUUCAUCUCACUCACCAUCAGGGUUUUAUUCUGCAACCUUACGUUUUCCAAACUUGCCGAAGGAAGGCACCACAACCAGAGAGACGUGGACCAAACUUCUCACAAGACUAGAGAAACUGCAGGAGAUGAUACAGAGCGAGCAGCAUAAGGCUCCAUUUGGGGUUAGUGGUAUCGAUAAGCAGUAUUCCAAACUCCAUUUCCUGCUGGACAUGCACAGACACGUGGAGCAGCUCCAACACGUAUGUCUCAAAGCUGGUUGCAAGGGCACUCAGGUCAUCAUGCAGGAGAGGAGCCAUGCUGACCUAUCAGAGGAGCUUUGUGAAGUGUUGAGCAAGAUUACACAUUCUCUCGACAUGGUCACACACAUUUUUCCCACCCUUUCUGACAUGAGCAGAGAGGAGAACCAACUGCUGCUUCUCAACCUGGAGUGUCUGUUGGCAGAGCUGGUUGCUGUAAGCAGUGAGUUACAAACCCUGGAAUCAGUGGUCGCUCAGGACUUGGGUUCAGAGACACCCAAAGCUUCUGCGUGUCUGAAAUGUCUCCAAAAUUGUCUAUCUACAGUCCAGAUUGGCCUGUCGUCUAGAUGGGAUGAACUUAGCAAACAUCUCGGCCAAACAGCCCAGCUUCAGACAAGGAUGCAGUUGCUUGAGAGCCCAAUAUCUGUGUUAAAUGAGUCAGGAGAUGAGAACCAAAGCUUCAUUCGGAACCUUCCCAAACUAUGGGGGGCUCUAGAGCAGUGUGUGGAGUUGCAGAGCAGCUCCAAAUCUCUGUGUUGGGGCCUUGUAGGUCUGCUGGAACUGGGGUCUGAACGCCUUCGUAAAAGUCCAAUGGCAGAAGUGAACAGCCGUGCUCAGCUCCACACUGUCCUCAGUGGACACAAGCGUUACUUCAAGCGUCUAGCAAAACACUUUGCAAUGGUGCAGGACCUAUCACAGCAGCUGCCAGAAGGGGUGCUGCAACAACUCAUUGACAUAGAGAAGCAGCUCUCUGACAUACAGAAAGAGGCUGUGGAACAAGGGACCCAAAUGCAGCUCAACCUACAGGAAUGGUCAGAAGUGGAGGAUGUGUGUGGGAAGCUGACAAGGUGUCUGGAUGAGGUGGAAAUGGGAAUACCUAAUGAAACCUGGGAGAGAGAACCAGAAAGCCAAACAAAAGACAGACUGAAGACCUGCCAGAAGUUGAAAGAGGUCCUGCAGGAGACCAGACUGCAGGUUGGUGUGUUGCUGGAUCGAGGCAGGGUUCUACAGGACCGUGGAUGCUGCUGUAGAGGACAUGGACCUGCUGAUACAGGAUCAGUUCUAAUGCAGCGCUGCCUGGCUCUCCAAACAAGAUUAGACCAGGAGAUUUGGGCUGCUGAAAAAAUCAGAGAGAGCUAUGAGUUUCAGAGUGACUCUGUUGCUCUGGAGGAGUGGACUGGCACUGCCAGAGAGCACGUGCACAUGUGGAAAUACCAGCCUGCCAUCAGUUCUCAGGACUCAAAACUCCUCUUCACCCAAAUUAUGGACUUCUUUAGGGAGAUGGAGGUUUGGUCUGUGCAGAAGGCUUCUAUCAGUGCUACAGCUUCACAGGUCCUGCAGCUGAUGGACGGCCAGGCACCAGAGCUGCGCAGACGGCUGACUCUGCUAGAGCAGACCUGGGCCGACCUGACAGCAGUCCUGCCCUCUGCCCAUGAUACACUACAGCAGCUGCUGGCUGGUAUGACCCAGAGAGAGGUCAUGUCCGACCUUAAUGUCUGGGUGAGCCACAUGGAGGGCAGGCUGAAGGAGGAGAAAAACAAAUUCCAGUAUGUUCAGAAUUCCACAGAACUCACCCAGCACCUUCAGAACUUAAAGGACUGUAAAGCAGAGAUGACAAUACGUCAGUGUUGUUUAGACUUUCUGAACCAGUCUGUGGAUGAACCAGGUGAUAUGGAGGAUCUGACCAAUCGUGAUGAACGUAUUCUUCUUGCUGAAGAUCAGGGAGCCCUCAACUUGAGCUGGAUUCUCCUACAGAGAGAGAUUGACAGUCAGGUUUGUCAUGUGGAGCAGCUGCUUCAGGAUUGCAAAGACAGAGACAACAGACUGCUUCGCCUGCGUACCUGGGUCUCAGGCCAAACAGAAAGACUAAAAGCAUUUGAGAGGCCUCAGAGCCACACACAGCUGGAGCAAGCUCUGAAGGAAUGUGAGGAGGUGAAGGAGAAAGUAAAGUUGAAAUCUGCUGAGCUGUUGGAGCUGAGAGAGCUCCACCUGUUUGGGCAGGUGGAUGCAGAACACCCAGGAGACCAGGGAUUCUUCACACAGGUGGAUGCUACCAUUGAGGAGUGCACAGCACUGAAACAACAGUGGAUUCAGUUUGAGACGGUGGUCAGGGAUGCAGCUCUGCAGACGACCAGAAUAAGCUACAUGCUAGAGCAUGGACGAAGACCAAACCUCUCCCUGCAACAGAGCAUAGACCAUCUGGAGCAGCUGGAGGCUCUCAGAGCAGAGAGCGAGAAGGCGGGAGAAGUUUGGACCAAAUUACCCGACCUGCCCCCUGACCUGAAGAACAAAAUUGACUCUGGAACAGCUCUCCUCCUAUCUGAACAUCUGGAAGCACAGAGAACACGGUGGAAGGGUCUGGUGCAUGACGUGGAGCUGGGGAUGUUUAGAGCUCAGACUGUCCUGCAGCUCUGGCAGGAGUAUGGAGGACUCUUCAAGGACUGCACGAGGCAUCUGGACCUCCUCUGGGGACGGUGUCGAGAGCUUCUGAACCCAAAUCCUACUCCAGUGGACACUACAGAAACCAUCCAGACCAAGACAGAAGCCAUCAGUGCUCUACAGGAUGACAUAGAUGCACUGCAGAACAGUGUUGGAGAAGUGCUGGCUGCAUCUAAACAGCUUAUUGGACAGAUGGAGCCCUGUGCAGCUGCACUCAUCCAAUCAGAGACCAGGUUGCUGUCCCGUGAUGUUAUGCAUCUGAGCCAGAUUUUGGCUGGGAAAAAGGCGGUGCUCCAGGAGGAACUAGGGGAGCAUCUCAAUUUCAGAGGCAGUUUGGAGUCAGUAGAACAACACCUGAACAAUUUUGAAAGCAACGGAUCUCAGUCUGCAAGCAUGGAGACUUUGAAAGUGGGCCUCCUGGAGCUGAGCGCACAGACAGCAGAGCUGGGAGCUUUAAAUGAACUGAGUCUAAGACUUAAACUCAGUAAUGAGGAGAGAGAGAGACUCCAAACCCUCAACGCUCAGUGGGUGCAGGUGUUCUCUCAGGCCACAGAGAAACACAGAGAGAUGUACGCAGAGUGGUUAUGUGCCCAGAGCUUUCUGCAGAAGUGUCAAGGAUGGGUAGAAAUCCUGGACAAAAUUGAGCAUGACCUGGCCAAAGAUAUUUCCGGAAACUUCCAAGCGGUCUUCAGACAGCUAGCUCUUCAUCAGAGGCUGAAAAUGGAGGUUUUGAUCAGCCAGCAGCUCUUGGAUGCUGUGGUUAGCAAAUCGCUGUGCCUCCUGGAGGCUGGACAGGUUGAGGACAGGAGUGCUCUGAUUUUGGGGUUGGCCCAACUGAAGGAGCGCUGGCAGGGUACACUGCAAAAGGUCCAACAGCGUGGAACACAUCUGGAGGGACUGGUGAGACAAUGGAGGCUCUACAACACUGGGCUUCACAGACUCCAGAGACUACUGAGAUACUCAGAUUCACUACUGCCCCCUGCUGGUUUGGGGUUGUGCAGCUUCCAGCAGUUGCAAUGCUCUAUACAGGACUUUCAGUGGGCUCAGGAACAGCUCUCUCUUCAUGAGGGGCUGUUCACUCAGACUCUGCAGGCAGGCAAGCAGAUCUUCCCCUGGGCAGAUGUACAGAUGAGGUCUCAGCUGCAGGGUGAGCUGAGUUGUUUACAGGAGAACUGGGAGCACUGCUGCAGGCUGAUGGUCCAGAGGAAGGAUCUUGCAGACUCUGUCAUUCAGAAGUGGAACCUCUGUCAGACUGAACUGGAAGACAGCACAGUCAGAAUGGGAGAGAUUAAAGCCAGACUAAAGCAACCGCUGCCAGAAAUCCUGGAGGAACUACAGGUCCGUGUUAUGCAGGAGGACGAGGCUUCUCUGGCAUGUUGGGCAGGAGGACUGAGGGAGCUGGCUACCAUGAAGGCUGACAUUUCCCAGUACGUGCUGGCCGGAGACACCGCGCUACUCCAGGAACAGGUGGAAGCUCUCCAUGACCAGUGGGAAGAACUCUGCCUGAAGGUGUCCCUGCGCAAGCAGGAGAUUGCUGACCGUCUGAAUGCCUGGAUCAUUUUCAAUGAGAAAAACAGGGAGCUGUGUGAGUGGCUGGCUCAGAUGGAAAACAAAGUGGCUCACAGCAGUGAGCACCUCAGCAUCGAAGACAUGGUAGAGAAACUGAAGAAGGAUUGUAUGGAAGAGAUCAACCUCUUCAGUGAGAAUAAAAGUCACCUGAAGCAGCUUGGAGAACAGCUCCUACUGGCCAGUGACAGGACCAAGCAAGCAGAGGUCCAUGGGGCACUCCGUGAUGUUAAUGACCGCUGGCAGCACCUGUUUGACCACAUAGAGACCAGAGUGAAGAAGCUGAAGGAGACGCUGGUGACUGUCCAGCAGCUGGAUAAGAAUAUGAGUAAUCUGCGGACCUGGCUGUCCCGGGUAGAAACUGAACUGACUAAACCUGUGCUUUACACUGUCUGCCACAAUGAUGAGAUCCAGAGGAGACUAGCUGAGCAACAGGAGCUCCAGUGGGACAUUGAGCAGCACACAGAAGGUGUAGGCUCAGUGUUGACUCUGUGUGAAGUGCUGCUGCACGAUGAGGACGCGUGUGGCAGUGAUGUUGAAAACGACUCCCUCCAACAAACCAGCCGCAGCCUGGACCAGCGCUGGAGAAACAUCUGUGCCAUGUCCCUAGAGAGGAGGAUGAGAAUUGAGGAGACUUGGCGGCUUUGGUGUAAGUUUCUGGAUGAUUAUUCUCAUUUUGAGGACUGGCUGAACCUCGCUGAACGCACUGUGGCUGAUCCUAAUUCCUCAGACGUCCUCUACACAGUAGCCAAAGAAGAGCUGAAGAGAUUUGAGGGAUUUCAACGGCAGGUUCACGAGAGACUCACCCAGCUUGAGAUAAUUAAUAACCAGUACCGGCGACUGGCCCGUGAGAAUCGCACGGACACAGCCAACAAGCUGAAGACUAUGGUCCAGAAGGCCAACCAACGCUGGGAUAACCUACAGAGAAGAGUGGCAGCCAUAUUGCGUAGACUCAGGCAUUUUACCUGUCAAAGGGAGGAAUUUGAGGGUACGAGAGAGAGUCUCUUGGUCUGGCUGACAGAGAUGGAUCUGCAGUUGACCAAUGUGGAGCACUUCUCAGAGACUGACAUCAAUGAUAAGAUGAAACGACUCAAUGGCUUUAAGAAGGAGAUCACCAGGAACACUAUGAAGAUUGACGCUCUGAUUGUAUUUGGGGAGAGUCUGAUUCAGAGGAGUGCUCCUCUGGAUGCAGCUCUGAUAGAGGAUGAGCUGGAGGAGCUGCACUCCUACUGCCAAGAGGUGUUCGGGAGAGUAGCCCGAUUUCACCAGCGUCUCACCAGCCCCCGACUGGUGUUACUGGAGGAGCCAGAGGUCUACAGCAGAGAUCAGACUGUGGAGCUUAAAGGCUCUGAGCCAACAGCUUCAGGCCAAGAUACUCCCCCAACCCAGCCCUCGAUGUGCCUCCUGGCCCCCCCGCAGGAGCGCUCGGGUCGCGAAACCCCAGUCAGCGUGGAUUCGAUCCCGCUGGAGUGGGACCACACUGGAGAUGUAGGCGGCUCUUCUUCACACGACGAAGAUGAGGAGGCUACCUAUUACAGCGCCCUGUCAGAUGUAGAGAUCACAGAGAACCCAGAGUCAUUUGUCAAAUCGACAUCCAGAACUCUGGGAGUACCUUUGGUUUCAGGAAGGGUGAUUACUGAGGCUCAAAGCUGGCACUCCCCAGACACACCCAUGAGGAAGUCCCUUCUUGACAUGAGUGAUGGAGAACGAGCCUCACCCACACGUACAAGCACGCCAUACAAACAGGGCUAUGUUCGGUUAAUGUCAGAGUGCAGUGGCAGCAUUGAAAGUGUGAAAAGAGUUUCUCUGAUCCUGGAGGACGAAGACCAGCGUGAGGAGCAGGGCCUAACAGGCCUUAACACUGCCGAUACACAGUCAGGAGUACUUGAGCGAUGGGAGCUUCUGCAGGCUCAGGCCUUGAGCCAGGAGCAAAGCUGCUCAAGAGACCCACAGCAGAUGACCUCUGACCUGCAGGACAUCAAUACCUGGCUAGGCCGUGUGACCCCUGAACUUGAGAAGUUGCAGAAACCAGAAACAUCUGUUAGCGUCCGAAUAAUGGAAGCCAAAGUCAGACAACUUAAGGAGAUGCAGAAGGCCUUUGCUCAUUAUAAGACCCUGAUGCUGUCUUUGAACCUGGGCAGUCGGGACCUGCAGCAGGCCAAGAACCCUGAGUCCCAGGAGCUUCAGGAGAGCAUGCGGAACAUGAACCGUGGCUGGACUGAAGCAUGUGCAGGACUGGAAAGCUGGGAGGACAGCUUAAGGUUAACUCUCAUGCGCUGCCAGGAGUUUCAUGAAGCUUUGCAUUCACUCCUGCUGUGGCUUGCUCACGCUGAAAGCAGGUGUUAUACAGUGAACAUCCUCGAGCCAGCUGUUCAGGACCACACAUUAGUGGAACACAGGAGUAUGCUGAAGGGGCUAGAAGAGGAGCUGCAGAGCAGACAAAGGCAGAUGAGUUCCCUCCAGGAAAUCGCAGCAGGGCUCCUCCCCGAGGCAGGGGGAGAGGGGAGCACCGAGGCCAAGGAGAAGCUCCAUGUCAUCAGGAACAAGUUAAGGCUGCUCCUGCGACGGGUUAGCCAGGACCUCCAAACGGUGCAGGAGCGUUUGGUAAGUUCCUGCUAUGGUAAAAAUAUGAUCUCACCAUCAGCCGAAGCUACAGUUGGAAGAAGAACUUCGGGAAGCACCAGAGAGAACCAUGAAUCGUCCGCCCAGAGGUCAUUCUUUUAUCGGGUACUUCGUGCUGCCUUCCCCCUUCACCUCCUCUUCCUCCUGCUCUUGGUACUGGCAUGCCUGGUUCCAUUGUCUGAAGAUGACUACAGUUGUACACUUUCCAACAACUUUGCUCGCUCCUUUUAUCCUAUGCUGCGGUACACAAAUGGACCACCACCGACAUGA
Molecule: messenger RNA, 20832 nt
Organism: Chanos chanos (milkfish)
Lineage: Eukaryota; Metazoa; Chordata; Actinopteri; Gonorynchiformes; Chanidae
Gene: syne2a
Product: spectrin repeat containing, nuclear envelope 2a
Exons: 107
Coding region: 1-20832 (6943 amino acids)
Cellular component (GO): membrane
Molecular function (GO): protein binding
Source: RefSeq, a predicted model, not a curated record